Molecule: messenger RNA, 441 nt
Organism: Alnus glutinosa
Lineage: Eukaryota; Viridiplantae; Streptophyta; Magnoliopsida; Fagales; Betulaceae
Exons: 2
Coding region: 1-441 (146 amino acids)
Source: RefSeq, a predicted model, not a curated record
AUGAAAAUAUCAUCAUUUUCAGGAGUUGUUCCCUCGGGAGUGCCAUUUGUAAGAGUUGUUCCCUCUGGUGGUGGUGCAAGAGGCCUUGAAGCCGAUGCGGUGGUAGUUGGACAAGAACAAGACGGAAGAAGAGGAGGCGUCGGCAGGGGUAGAAGAGUGCCUCCUCCAACUACCACUGGAUCAGACUUAGCACCUCCAACUACCACCGCCUCAAUCUCAGGGCCUCAACCUACCACCACCUCAACUUCAGAGCCUCCUACAACUACCACCGCCUCCGCCUCAACCUCUAAGCCACCUCCAACUCCCACCACAUCAGACUUAGCGCCUCCAACUACCACCGCCUCAAUCUCAGGGCCUCAACCUACCACCACCUCCGCGUCAACCUCUAAGCCUCCUCCAACUACCAUCAUAGCCUCCAACUACCUCCGCCUCAACCUCUAA